AUGGCCACCUUUCCCUAUCCCUACAUGAACGGCUUGCUGCACCUGGGCCAUGCGUUCACGGCGACGAAGGCUGAGUUUGCUACCCGUUACCAUGCCUUGAAGGGAGAGAAUUCCAUCUUCCCGUUCGGCUUCCACUGCACCGGAAUGCCGAUCCAGGCUGCAGCGAACAAGCUGAAGCACGAGAUUGAAACCUACGGCUGUCCCCCUGUUUUCCCCGAGGAUCACCCGUCCGACGAACCGGAACCCACGCAGCCGGCCGAGCAGCAGAAGGAAGCCACCGUGGGCGAGUUCCACGGCAAGAAGACGAAGCUCGUCGCGAAGACGGGCGGCAGUUCCGUGCACCAGUGGACCAUCCUGGAGAAGCAGGGCAUUCCCGCGGAAGAGAUCCCCAAGUUCGUGGAUCCCGAGCACUGGCUGCGCUACUUCCCGCCUCUGGGCAUGCAGGACCUCAAGAAGUUCGGUCUGUGCUCCGAUUUCCGCCGCUCGUUCAUCACGACGAGCGUCAAUCCCUACUACGACCACUUCGUGCGCUGGCAGUUCCAGAAGCUCCGCGAGGCGGGCCGCGUGAAGUUCGGCAAGCGCCCGUCGAUCUACUCCCCGCUGGACGGGCAGAUCUGCGCCGAUCACGACCGAGCUUCGGGCGAAGGCGUGCUGCCACAGAUGUUCACCUGCAUUAAGAUCAAGCUGCUGGAGAAGCCGGCGAAGCUGGCGCCGCUGAACGACGAGAACGUGUAUCUGAUCGCGGCGACGCUGCGUCCGGAGACGAUGGUGGGACAGACGAACUGCUUCGUGCUGCCCGGCGCGACGUACGGCGUGUUCCGCAUGGGGAACGGCGAGCUGUACAUCUGCUCGGACCGCAGCGCGCGCAACAUGGCCUACCAGGGACUCUUCAAGGAGUUCGGCGUGGUGGACAAGGUGAUGGACGUGUCGGGCGACGAGCUGCUCGGCCUGCCGAUCGAGUCGCCGCAGGCGAUCUACCGCCGCAUCUACACGCUGCCUCUGCUCACGAUCAGCAUGGGAAAGGGCACCGGCGUGGUGACUUCGGUGCCGUCGGACGCCCCGGCGGAUUACGCGGCGCUUCGCGACCUGAAGGAGAAGCCGAAGCUGCGCGAGAAGUACGGAAUCAAGGACGAGAUGGUGCUGCCGUUCGAUGUGGUGGACAUCAUCGAGGUGCCGGGCAUGGGAAAGCACGUGGGCAAGCAGAUCUGCGAGGAGAUGGGCAUUAAGAGCCAGAACGACACGCAGAAGCUCGCGGAGGCGAAGGAGAUCGCGUACAAGAAGGGCUUCUACGAGGGUAUCAUGAUCGCCGGCAAGCACGCGGGCGAGCGCGUGGAAGUGGCGAAGCCGGCCUGCCAGCAGGAAAUGGUGGACGCGGGCGAGGCCUUCCUGUACUACGAGCCGAACGGGCAGGUGAUCUCGCGCUCGGGCGAUGAGUGCGUGGUGACGUUCAGCGACCAGUGGUAUCUGACGUACGGCGAGAAGGACUGGCAGCCCAUCAUCAUGGACUACAUCCGAAACCACCUCGAGACGUACAACCCGAAGACCAAGGUGGCGCUGGAGGCGUCCUGCGAGUGGCUGAGCAACUGGGCGUGCUCGCGGCAGUUCGGUCUGGGAACGCGCCUUCCGUGGGACGAGCAGUUCUUGAUCGAGUCGCUGUCGGACUCGACGAUCUACAUGGCGUACUACACGAUCGCCCAUCUGCUGCAGGGCGAUCUCUUCGGCGAGAAGGUCGGUCCGCUGGGCAUUCGCGCCGACCAAAUGACGCCGGAAGUCUUCGACUAUAUCUUCUGCGGCGCUAAGUAUCCUGCAGAGUGCGGAAUCGAGGAGGCCAAGCUGCAGAAGCUGCGCCACGAGUUCGAGUAUUGGUAUCCGUUCGACAUCCGCGUGAGCGGCAAAGACCUGAUCAAGAACCACCUCAUGAUGUCGCUGUACAUCCACCAGGCGAUCUGGCCGGACGGCUCGAAGAUGCCGCGCUCGUUCUUCUGCAACGGACACAUCCAGCUGAACAACGAGAAGAUGUCCAAGUCCACCGGCAACUUCCUCACCGUCGACGACGCCAUUCAGCAGUUCGGCGCCGACGCCACGCGCUUCGCGUGCGCCGACGCGGGCGACAGUCUGGACGACGCGAACUUCGCCGUGGCCACCGCGAACGCGGCGAUUCUGUCGCUCACCACCGAGGAGGAGUUCAUCCGCACGGUCGUGGACGGCGAGCUGCAGACCGUCGAGAAGACGCCCGAGGAACUCAACUUCUUCGAUCGCAACUUCGUGAACGAAAUGAACGACUGCUUGAUCCGUGCGGACGCCGCGUAUCGCGAGAUUCGCUUCCGUGACGCGCUGCAGAUCGGCUUCUACGAGAUGCAGGGCAUCCGCAACAGCUACCGCGACGCCUGCAGCAAGAUGGGCGUGCCGAUGACCAAGUCUCUGCUGCUCCGCUUCAUCGAGCUGGAGGCGGUCAUGCUCGCCCCCAUCGUUCCGCACUGGUCCGACAAUCUCUGGCGCUUCACGCUGCACAAGACCCAGUCGCUCUGGAAGAACUCCUGGCCCGCGAUGCAGCCCGUCGACGCCGUGCUCUCGCGCUCCAACGACUUCGUCAAGAAGAACCUCCGCCUGCUGCGCGAGUUCAUCAACAAGAAGCCCAAGAAGCUCCCCGCGAACUGGCACCGUCCGAACAAGCUUUAUGUGUACUGCGCGCGCGAGUACCACCCCUGGCAGCAGUUCGCGCUGUCGGUUCUCCGCGAGUGCUACGACCCCGCGACCAAGACGCUGGCGCCCAACGCGCUGGCGGUGGUGAAGGAGCGUGUGGCGAGCUCGGAGGAGUACAAAAAGCAGAUGAAGGACGUGCUGGCGUUCGCGUCGUUCACCGUGAAGACCGACUUCCCGCAGCUGGGCGAGGACGCGUUCACGCUGGAGAUGCCCUUCGACGAGAAGGAGGUGAUGGAGGCCUGCCGCGCGUACAUCCUCAACGACUGCCAGCUGGCCGAUCUGACCGUGUUCCACGCGGAGGACCCCAGCGUGCCCGACCCGAUGAACCGAAAGAAGGACGCCAAGCCCGGCAAGCCCGCGUUCUGCUGUUUCUAUGAGGAGUUCCGUGUUUGUUGGAGAAAACAAGCCAAUGCCGAUGGUGGUGAUGGUGGCGAUGGCGGUGCGAACUGCGGCUUCGCGAGCGGUCCUGGCUCGCAGCGUCUCGCUUCAGCAGCUCCAGCAAUCGCUGAUCAAUGUCCUGCGUCUGCGACUUCUUCGCCGGCUCGCUCGGCGGCUCCUCCACCGCGCGUUUGCAGCUCGUUCGGGGUUCCACGCGCUCGGAAUCCCGCAUUCGCAUCGCUCCUCCGCUCCUACUCAUUUUCCCCGCGAUUCCACGCGCCUUCUCCAAGUACUGCUUGGCGUUGGGCGUCUGCGGAUCGAUCCGAAGCGCGGUCUCAAAGGAAGCGAUGCUUUCCUUCACUUUCCCGAGCUUCACCAAUCUACACGCCAUCAACUCCUCAAGAAAAGGGAUCGUACGCGGCGCCGCGCGCAGUGUACGCUUCGGCGAACUUGGGAACCAACUCGAUCGCUUCGUUGUAG
Molecule: messenger RNA, 3561 nt
Organism: Blastocystis hominis
Lineage: Eukaryota; Bigyra; Opalinata; Blastocystidae
Exons: 9
Coding region: 1-3561 (1186 amino acids)
Biological process (GO): leucyl-tRNA aminoacylation
Molecular function (GO): ATP binding; leucine-tRNA ligase activity; aminoacyl-tRNA deacylase activity
Source: RefSeq, a predicted model, not a curated record